Messenger RNA from Abrus precatorius (Indian licorice), 1608 nucleotides. Its product is annotated as patatin-like protein 7. The record is from RefSeq and is a predicted model, not a curated record. NCBI's taxonomy places the organism in Eukaryota, Viridiplantae, Streptophyta, Magnoliopsida, Fabales, Fabaceae. The transcript has 2 exons. Bases 77 to 1360 code for a protein of 427 amino acids. Gene Ontology annotation, biological process: lipid metabolic process.
ACAAACCCUUCACAAAACCUCUUUCUCCCUCUAAAUUUUCUCUCUCUAGAAAAAGACCUUCACGCGAAUUGCAGUAAUGGCGGCACUGAACAUGAUUGACUCUACCUUCGAAGUUGACAAGCUCACCUACGAAAUCUUCUCCAUCUUGGAGAACAAGUUUCUCUUCGGCUACGGAAACGCCGAGAAUCCAAAGAAUUCGGUUCCCAAUUCCGUUCACUUUCAGGCGAGGGACGCCAAACACGCCGCCGGCAAGGUCAGGAUUCUCUGCAUUGACGGCGCCGGCGCCACCGACGGCAUUCUCGCCGCGAAAUCCCUCGCGCAUCUAGAGGCCUGUCUCCGGCGAAAGUCCGGCAAUCCGAACGCGCGCGUCGCUGGAUACUUUGACGCCGUCGCGGGCUCCGGCGUCGGCGGCAUCCUCGCGGCGCUGCUCUUCACGCGCGGGAGGGACGGCCAGCCGAUGUUCACCGCCGACGAGGCCCUGAAAUUUCUCACGGAUAACCGCCGCAAGAUUUCCCGCCGACCUGGGAUUCUCCGGCGAGUUCUCCGGCCGGCGGCGAAGGCGGAGAAGCUGUUCCGCAAGACGUUCGGAGAGUGCACGCUGAAGGACACGGUGAAGCCGGUUCUGAUCCCUUGCUAUGACCUCGUCACGCGCGCGCCGUUCGUUUUCUCCCGCGCCGACGCGCUGGAAAUCGACGGUUACGAUUUCAAGAUGCGAGACGUCUGUGCUGCCACGUCAGCUGACCCUUCCUCCGUGGGCCCCACCGAGAUGCGGUCCAUCGACGGAAGGACCAAGAUUGUGGCCGUGGAUGGAGGCGUCGCCAUGAACAAUCCAACGGCCGCAGCCAUCACGCACGUGCUUAACAACAAACACGAGUUCCCAUUCUGUAACGGCGUCUCCGACCUACUUGUUCUCUCACUCGGUAACGGAGAAUCCGACUUUAACGCCGUUAAGUCACCGUCUGGGUUCGUAAGGAUCGCUGGCGAAGGUGCUUCCGACAUGGUUGAUCAAGCUGUAUCAAUGGCAUUUGGGGACUGCCGAAUGAGCAAUUAUGUGAGGAUUCAGUCAAAUGAAAUAAUGGCGAAGGGAAACAAGAUGAAGACAUGCAAAACGGCGUCGGAUUUGUUGGGAGUUACGGAGGAGAUGUUGGGGCAGAAAAAUGUUGAGUCGGUUUUGUUUAAGGGAAAAAAGGUGGCAGAGAACACCAACUUAGACAAACUGGAGUUGUUUGGAGGAGAGUUAAUCAAAGAACAAGAGAGGAGAAAAACCACCAUUUUACCAACUGUAGUGUUAAAGAAUGCCUCUCCCUCACCCAGAACUUCCUCUGCUACUACAUUGUCCACUAUGUCUUCUAGCAGUUAGAUGGGAUUAGCUAAUUAAACAAGGGAGAUUAGGGGGAAAGAAAUCCAAAAUCAGAUUUCAUUAUGAGGUUGAAUUUUUGUGUGAGUUUUUUAAGUCUUGUGGUUUUGGGUUAGCUGCCGCUUGAGAUCAAUUAAGGCAAAUUGAAUCUGAGCUGUGCAGAGCUGAAUCCUUAAUACUACCUACAUUAUAUUUAAUUUUUUCUUUCUUUAGUUUUUUUGGUAUAUAUUACAUGUAUUUAAUCAGAUUCG